ACAGUGAAACACUAGAACUCCAUUCAUUCAGUCGAGGUCUUACACGUUCGCGGGUAGCCACGAAUCGCAACUCUUGUGUGCCCAUUUAAACCGUUUGGUCGGUUUUUGUGCAGUAGUUUGUGAUAAAAUUUGCUUCUAGAGGAGAAUUACGUGAAGCUUAGAAGGAUGAAAAGGAACAUUUGAAAAUGUGGAAUGGAUUUAGUGGCCAGAGGAAUUUAAAGAGAAAAUCCAUUACAUUUGCAUGGUGGCAGUGAAGAAGAAAAUUUGUGCCAGCACAUUGUGGUAGAAGAAGUUACAGAAGAUAGAUGCUAAAAUAUAUUUUUGAUGACACACUGUGCGAGACACUGGAAGAGUGAAGGAAUUUUUCAUACGACCACCCUGUGCAACAAGUGAAAAUGUGCAAAAUUUCUGUGAUAUUUACUUCAACAGUACUCAUAGUGUGGAUAUUCUCCGAUAGCCACGUCACAGCCCAAACUGUUGACGAUGAGAAUGAAUUGACGAAUUAUGAAAUGAGCAUUCAAUUCGAUAUGCCACUCAUUGAACCACACGAUGAGGAUGUCACACUGGAGGUUGGGUCAAACUACACACUGAGAUGCUCAUCCAAAUACAAAGUCACGUGGAUCACACCAUUUGGGAUGGACGACACCUCAUUUCCCAUCACCUCAAUGAAAACUCACAUUCCCGAUCGUUCAGAGGGGAGCACAAUUAAACUCAUUAAUGUUAAUCACAACCACGUGGGAUACUACUACUGUUUGCGCGAGGAAACAAAGGACCUCAUUGUUCCUGGACAAGAAAUUGAAUAUCUCGAUAAGCCAUAUCAUAGUUCCAAGAUUUACGUCUUUGUCGAUGAUCCAGCAAAUCUGAUGGUACCCAUAAUUCAUCCAGUAGCAUCAGCUGUUCAAUACGAACCAUUCGUCAUACCAUGCAGGCCUACAUCGAAGAAUGUAAACGUUGAAUUGAUAAAAGCCGAAGAUGAGUCGCAACAAGUUGAUGCAACAUUUGAUCCCAAGAAUGGAUUUACAAUUCAAAUCAACCAAUUGGCCGAUGGGGGUCUCUAUAAAUGUAUGGCAAUGAGAGAUUCAGUCCAAGAUGAAUCUUUCUAUCACAUUGAAGUCCUGAUAAAUAGUGAGUUACUAAAUGCAAGUGGUACAAAUUGCUCCACUGGUGGUGGUUUGAGUGCCCCAUGUGGGGAUUUGGGGACGACACCUUCGUUAUUAAUCAUCACCUCAACAUACAUUCCUCCAACAUCUGCUAUCAGCCCAACUAUUACAACUAAACUUCCUCGUGUAAAAUCUCUUGUAACACAUUCGCGUGUGUCUCCGAUGUCGCUAACUUGGAGUGAUAAGAAUUCAAUGAAAAGGACCUCAACGGAAUUCGUGAGUAAACCCAGAAUAACAUCCCAAACUGGAGAUCAUGCUACUCAAGGUGGCAAAUUGGAGCUCAACUGCACCGUUGAUAUGCGUGUGGGGGUGGCAUUCACCAUGGAAUGGGAGCUACCUAAUGACAAUAUCGCCAAAGAGGAAAAUCGAAUAGUAAUUGAAGGGCCAACAAAGGAAUUCAGUACCACUGAUAAAACCCUUCAGAUUGGUAGAUCAAGGCUGAUUGUUAACAAUGUGGAUAGAGCUAAAGACAAAGGGCUGUACGUCUGCAAAGUUACAGAUCACUCCAAGAAAUCCAAUUCAGACAACAAAAGAAUCACAAUUCUCGAUCCAAAUCAGGGAUUUAUAAACAUGAGCGAACCAAGUGGACGGUACACGAUAAAGACUAAUUCCAAUAAGGCAUCCGUACAGUGGAUAAUCCACUACACUGGUUACCCGAGACCAAUAGAUCUGACAUGGUAUGACAACCAGGAUAGGGAGAUUUCCUCCUGGGGUGAUGUAGAUGACAAAUAUGCCGUAACAAUUCGUGAGAAUGAUUGCGUCUUUCGCAUCAAGAGGAUCGAAUUGAAAGAUUCCGGAGAGUACACACUGAAGGCGGUUAAUGAGAUGGUUGAGCGAACGAUUAAAGUGAAGCUUAUUGUGGAGGAGAAGCCCACGGUGAAUGUGAAGGAUGUGUACGUGAUGGAGAAGCAGGAAGCUAUGGUCACGUGCGACUGUGCUGGGUAUCCACCAUCGGAAAUUGAAUGGACCUUCACGCCAUGCAUCAUCUCCCCGAAAUGGCCAACAUGCGAUAAAGCUGACUCUGUAACAUUUGGGGAUGAACACGUGAAGGUCACUGCACCCUCAACCCUCUUCCAGCAAUCAGAGCUGCGUUUCAUUCCCGAGCAACCUGGGAAGAUUACGUGCAGAGCAAAGAACUCCAAGGGAGAGGAUUCUGUGUCUGCAGAAGUCCUCGUUGGGGAUCUCAAGGAAUCCCUGGAAGUGUGGGGUGUUGAUGAGAAGAACCCCAUAUCUGUUGGUGAUGAAUUCAGCAUCUACUGCGGGGCACUCGUGUACAAUUUCACUGGACCCUUGUUGUGGUAUCGCGGUGAUUUACCCAUUGAAACCACAGAUGAGCUCACUGUGACGAAUUCCAAUACAAACUAUUCCUACCGCAGUACAAUCACGUGGAAGAAGAUGGCAGAAAGUGACUCAGGCACGUACGAAUGUCGCGGCAAUGUUCUCAAUGAGGAGCAUCAAGAGAGCAAAGACAUCGAUGUGCGCGUGUACGAACCCAUAGCGCCCCAACUGCAAACCACCAGCAUGGAAGGAUCUGAAAUUAUGAAAAGCCUCGGAGAACAUUUACGGCUGGAAUGCAUUUUUGCCGGAAUCCCUACGCCUAAGGUUGAAUGGUACAAAGAUGAUCAGCUCAUAGUCUAUCAUGAGGACUCCAAUUCAACGGUGGAUCUGUACGAUGACAAUACAAUCCUCAGCAUAAAGUACAUUAAGCCUGAGGAUCAGGGUGUGUACAAGUGCGAAGGGAAAAAUAAAUUGGGAUCAGAUUGGCAGCAGAUUUCACUUAAAAUAUCAGACAUGCCAGGCUUGAACAAAGGAUGGUUUAUUGGCAUUGGAGCCCUCCUCCUUAUUCUCUUGCUCUGUCUAAUCAUCCUCUGCGUAAGAAUGCGCCGUACAAGACGUAUCCUGAAGGAAAUGAAGGAAGCAGGGUUAGCAAACUUUGAGGAAGGUAGUCCGGAGCAAAUUAAUCCAGCCUUAGCUCUCGAUGAGCAAGCUGAUCUUCUUCCCUAUGACAAACACUUUGAAUUCCCGCGGGAAAAAUUGAAGUUGGGCAAGCAAUUGGGAGCUGGAGCUUUUGGAGUGGUAGUCAAGGGGGUGGCUCAGGGGAUCUUGCCCUAUGAGGAUGAGACAACAGUUGCCGUGAAGAUGGUGAAGAAGAAUACAGACAACGAAGUAAUGCGAGCCCUUAUUUCUGAGCUGAAAAUCAUGGUUCAUCUGGGGCAGCACCUGAAUGUGGUCAAUUUAUUAGGUGCCGUGACGAAGAAUAUUGCAAAAAGAGAGGUGAUGGUGAUUGUUGAGUACUGUCGCUUUGGAAAUGUUCAGAAUUUCUUGCUGAAACAUCGAGAUUACUUCAUAAACCAAAUAAAUCCGGAGACUGAUGAGAUUGAUCCAACGAUCCUUUCGGCUGAACAAAGGUGGUCUCAUGAUAGCGGGUAUGAGUAUAAUAGCCAGGGAUUAAAAUAUCUUAAACUGUCCUUUUCCAAUAAUCACGUCAACAACAAUACUAGUAAGGGCGAUGAGCGGCGCGUGCCAUCGAUUAUUAAGAAAGGUGAUGGUCCAGCGUCGCAUAUCAACUCAAAAGGAUACUUGAGGCAUUCGGGAAUGGAUACAUUUGUCGGAGGGAUGGACAGUUGCAACACAGAAGCCACCCUUAUAUCGUCUUAUGCUGAAGGAGGUGAAGACAACAUGGUCUUGUCUAACAACUCCGUCCAGCCAGCAUGGAGAUCAAACUACCGUAUGGACUACAAGGGACCAGCAAGGAAUGUAACAACCUCCGAUCUCGUGUGCUGGGGCUUCCAAGUUGCCCGCGGAAUGGACUAUCUUGCCUCGCGGAAUAUCCUCCAUGGGGAUCUAGCGGCACGCAAUAUCCUCCUCUGUGACGACAAUGUCGUGAAAAUUUGUGACUUUGGCCUAGCUAGAUCCAUGUACAAGAGCAACAACUACAAGAAGCAGGGCAAGGCGCCGCUUCCAUUCAAAUGGCUUGCCCUGGAAUCGAUCAGUGAUCAAGUUUUCAGUACAUACUCGGAUAUUUGGUCAUUUGGAAUUGUGCUGUGGGAAUUCUUUUCGCUAGCCAAAGUCCCAUAUCCGGGUAUGGAUGCUGAUCAGACGUUGUACUUGAAAUUGCGAGAUGGGUAUCGAAUGGAUAAGCCAUUGUGUGCAAAUCAGGACAUCUACGACGUAAUGCUUCAGUGCUGGUGCGCCAAUCCCGAGAGUCGGCCACUAUUUUCGGAUCUCGAGAAAAGACUGAGUAGUAUGCUGCAGGAGAGCGUGAAGAAUCACUACCUUGACCUCAAUGAGCCCUACUUGCAAAUGAAUAGCGAGUACCAGCGCACGGGUCAGCGGGACUAUCUCUCAAUGCUGGGACCACCAGAGUCAUUUGCACCGCCUGUGCCCAACUACGUCAAUCGGGACGUGAUGCACGAUCAGGCGCCUGAUGCUUCAUCGGCCAGCUACCUGCAGAUGAGUCCCAAGAGCGGCAGUGUUGCCUUCAGUGCACGCCCUAGCACAUCCACCGCGAAACAUCACUCACCCACACUUGCGAAUAAUCUCAACACCUCUAGUCCCUCCACGCAGAAGAAUCGCCGAAAGCCCGGUAUGCCCGAGGAGAUCCCCAUGUUGUCCAAAAGCACGAGCGCCGUGAGUUCGGACUCUGAACCCGAAUUGAGUCCAAAUCCGGUGGCGAGGGAGCGUACAAAGCGCUCCAUUGAUACAACCGACAACUACGUCAAUGUGCCAUCAUCCACCGUGAUCAACAUGAACAGCGUCUUUGGGCCAAGGGAUGCCUUCAGCAAUCCCACGUACGUGGGUGCGCAACCCAUGGGUAAAGUCGGACAACCCUGAUUACAUCCCUAAAGCAUCACACAGCCUUCAUCCUUUCUCCUGUCGCUUCCCUCUCGAUGCAUCCUUCACAAUUCAAUUGGUCAGUGACAAAUUCUUUUCUCCAUGAAUUCCGUAGGCGUACAACGACCCAAAGAAAUGCCAGCAUAAAGAGCGUUAAAACAUGAAAAUUAUCACAGACAUUGUAGCAUAAUGUGCUGAAUUAUUAAAGUUUUACGUGCUGCGUUGUACCGAGAAUUUCAUUAUUUUUAUAUGAAUUACAAUGAAUUACUUACUUUUUAAAUAUAAAACUUCUUUUAAAUGUAAGCGUACAAAAUAAUUGAAAAAAAUAAAGAAAAAAUGUUUUUAA
Messenger RNA from Lutzomyia longipalpis, 5340 nucleotides. Its product is annotated as platelet-derived growth factor receptor alpha-like. Gene Ontology annotation, cellular component: signaling receptor complex. The transcript is spliced from 13 exons. NCBI's taxonomy places the organism in Eukaryota, Metazoa, Arthropoda, Insecta, Diptera, Psychodidae. Gene Ontology annotation, biological process: positive regulation of kinase activity; multicellular organism development; cell surface receptor protein tyrosine kinase signaling pathway. The record is from RefSeq and is a predicted model, not a curated record. Gene Ontology annotation, molecular function: transmembrane receptor protein tyrosine kinase activity; ATP binding. Bases 396 to 4994 code for a protein of 1532 amino acids.